GACGAGUGGCACUACCUGCUGUCAGGGGGGGCCAUAAAGACGAUGCGGGAGAACCCAGCUCCCGAGUGGCUGUACGAGCGAGCGUGGGGAGACAUCCUGGCCUUGAGCAACCUGCAGAAUUUCUCCAGCUUCGCAGAUGAUUUUGGGGAAAACCUCACAGAGUUCAGGGCCAUUUUUGACAGCCCCAAACCUCACAGAGAGCCCCUACCUGGGAAGUGGGACACUGAGCUCGAUGCCUUCCAGAAGCUGCUGGUUCUGCGAUGUCUGCGGGGAGACAAGGUCACUGAUGCCAUGCAGGACUUCGUGGCGCUGAACCUGGAUCAGCGCUUUAUUGAGCCGCAGACCACUGACCUCUCGGUGGUGUUCAAGGAGUCCGCUGCCACCACCCCCCUCGUAUUCGUGCUGUCCCCUGGCACCGACCCAGCUGCCGACCUCUACAAGUUUGCUGAGGAGAUGGAGUUCUCCAAGAAACUCUCUGCCAUUUCCCUGGGCCAAGGCCAGGGCCCCCGUGCUGAAGCCAUGAUGCACAGAGCCAUGGAGCAGGGCCAAUGGGUCUUCUUCCAGAACUGCCACCUGGCCCCCAGCUGGAUGCCUUUGCUGGAGAGACUCAUCGAGGGCAUAAACCCUGAAAAGGUGCAUCAGGAUUUUCGCCUCUGGCUCACGAGUCUACCCAGCAACUGCUUCCCUGUGUCCAUCCUCCAGAACAGCUCCAAGAUGACCAUCGAGCCCCCCCGCGGGGUCAAGGCCAACCUGCUCAAGUCCUACAUUAGCUUCAGCGAUGACUUCUUGAAUUCUUGCCCUAAGGUCACAGAGUUUAAAUCCCUGUUGCUGUCACUUUGCCUUUUCCAUGGGAACAUGCUGGAGAGAAGGAAGUUCGGGCCGCUGGGGUUCAACAUCCCCUACGAGUUCACAGACGGAGACCUCCGCAUCUGCAUCAGCCAGCUCAAGAUGUUCCUGAGCGAGUACGCAGACAUCCCGUACAAGGUCCUCAAGUACACGGCCGGGGAGAUCAACUACGGCGGCCGCGUCACCGACGACUGGGACAGGCGCUGCAUCAUGAACAUCCUGGAGGAUUUCUACAGGCCCGAGGUCCUGAUGCCCGACUUUGCCUAUUCUGAAUCAGGCAUCUACAAGCAGAUCAGCACCUCUUAUGACCUGAAUGGAUACCUCCAGUACAUCAAGAGCCUGCCCCUCAAUGACAUCCCUGAGAUCUUCGGGCUCCACGACAACGCCAACAUCACCUUUGCCCAGAAUGAGACUUUUGCUCUGCUGGGGGCCAUUAUCCAGCUGCAGCCCAAGACAUCCACAUCUGGGGGCCGCAGCAGGGAAGAGCUUGUGGAGGAGAUCUCCAAGGACAUCCUGGCCAAGCUGCCUCCCCCCAUCAACCUGCAGGAGGUGAUCCGCAAGUACCCGGUGCUCUACGAGGAGUCCAUGAACACCGUGCUGGUGCAGGAGGUGAUCAGGUACAACAGGCUCCUGGAGGCGAUUGCCCAGACCCUGAAGGAUCUGCUGAAGGCUCUCAAGGGCCUGGUGGUGAUGUCCUCCCAGCUGGAGCUGAUGGCUGACAGUCUGUACAACAACAGUGUCCCCAAGUUGUGGGACUCCAAGGCCUACCCGUCACUGAAGCCCUUGGCGUCCUGGGUCAGCGACCUGCUGCAGCGGAUCGAGUUCCUGCAGAAGUGGAUCAGCCACGGGAUCCCUCCGGUGUUCUGGAUCAGCGGGUUCUUCUUCCCCCAGGCCUUCCUCACUGGGACACUGCAGAACUUUGCCAGGAAGUCAGUCAUCUCCAUCGACACCAUCUCAUUUAGCUUUGAGGUCCUGAAGGAGUCGGCCAGCGAGCUCACCCAGCGUCCCCAGGAGGGCUGCUACAUCCACGGCUUGUUCCUCGAGGGGGCCCGCUGGGACCCCUGCGCCUUCCAGCUGGCUGAGUCACGGCCCAAGGAGCUUUACACAGACAUGGCCGUCAUCUGGCUCAUUCCUGUCCCCAACCGCAAGCCGCCGGCCACCGGUGUCUACCUGUGUCCCAUCUACAAGACGCUCACUCGCGCAGGAACGUUGUCGACAACAGGCCAUUCCACCAACUACGUGAUCGCCGUGGAGAUCCCUACGGACAAGCCCCAGCGGCACUGGAUCAAGCGGGGCACAGCCCUGAUCUGCGCCCUGGAUUUCUAGGCACGACACCCGCC
Molecule: messenger RNA, 2186 nt
Organism: Tinamus guttatus (white-throated tinamou)
Lineage: Eukaryota; Metazoa; Chordata; Aves; Tinamiformes; Tinamidae
Source: RefSeq, a predicted model, not a curated record